AGAAGCAACUGGGGCUCUGUUGCAAAUGCCUCGUCCUCCCUACUCGGUAGAACGGACUCUCUGGUGUCCUUGCCAAGAACACACUUGUCUAGUAAGAACGUACUUGUCUAGUGCACGAGAGCGUACUUGAAUACUGACAAACAGCCAGCCUGCCUCUCUGAGCGGCACUGCGGUGAGCUGCACUGACUCCAGCUCUCUACACGUUUGUCAGCCGUUCUUCACGACUCUUCCCCUCCUCCUUUAAUCUUGCCUUCCGCCUCUUCCGGGACGAACGCAGAAUAAGAACCGCUACGUGACGUGACCGCCGCUCGCGUCCGCCCGGAGGACCGCUGCUGCGGUGAUAACAGCCGGGGUGCCCUUGACUCGGGGAGGACUUUGGGGUGAAGUGGGGUUAGGAACGCGCUGUUACCCAUGGACGUGACAUUGUGACUGCGUGGUCUUCAUUGGCAGGACGCUCGGGGAUGCUGUCCGGGCUCUGCGGGGUGGCUUCUUCUCAGGCGGCCGCGGAGCUCAGGGAGGCAUCUGUGGGGAGCCCCGUCGCCGGAGCUCCGCUGGUCAGCGGAGGAGGCCUGAGCGCUCUCCACCUCCGGAUUAGAUGUGUCAGAAGGCAAGUGUGCAUGACGAGAUAAACAAAGCGGGAGGCUGUCCUGCCUGCACUGGAGAUAACCAGCUGCAAGUAUUAUUUUGUUCAGAGUGCCAUUUGUGGGGUUUGCUGGACCUUUUUUGUCUCACAGACUGAGAGCAGAAUAACAGAUUAAUAAUACACAUCAUGGGCAGCAACAUAUGAACUGUAUUUUUGCCUUUUUGUAACCUUUGAUGUACAGGGAUUAGGUGACAACAAUGGCAGAUCACGAGGAAACUGAGCUGUCAGAGUCUCUUCAGAAGGAGGAGGGGUGUUCUAGUGAGGUUGAGGAGCCGGGCACCAACACAAAAUCUAAAAGUCUGCCUGUUUUAAAUGAACCAGGACCCCAAGAAAAAUAUGUAAAAAUAUGUUUGUCCAUAACAGCAGAGGAGAGCGCCGAAUUCAUUCAGCCCCCAUCCAAGAGCGAGUCUUUCCAGGUAGAGUCCCCAUCCAGGACAAACUACCCGCCAAAGCUGGGGAAGUCAGCGCUGAACAGGCCAAGCUCCUACAUGGAGAACACAGAGAUACGAAUGAGCAUGGCCAGGAAAAAGCAGCCAAGUGUUUUUGCUUCAAGACUAGCUCAGAUCCGCCUGCCCUGUAGAAAGUACCUGAGCCUCAUCUUGCAGGACUCUCGCUGCUUCCUGUUCUGCAUGUGCUACCUAACAUUCAUCCAGUCCCUGAUGGUGUCAGGCUACCUCAGCAGCGUCAUCACCACCAUAGAGAAGAGGUACAGCCUGAGGAGCUCGGAGUCGGGACUCCUCGUAAGCUGCUUUGACAUCGGGAGCCUCAUAGUGGUUGUCUUCAUCAGCUACUUUGGUGGACGGGGUCAAAGGCCUCGCUGGCUAGCUGUUGGAGGGAUUUUCAUAGCUGUUGGUGCUGCUCUCUUCUCCUUACCUCACUUCAUCUCCCCAGCCUACCAAAUCCAGGAGGUCAACUCGUCCUCGGCCAACGAGGGCCUGUGCAUGAACAGCAACGCCAGUGGCAGGGACCGUGUCGAUACCACUUCCUGUCCCAGAGACCAGGACGGCAACGAGCACCACUUGUACGUAGCAUUGUUCAUCAUCGCACAGAUUCUGGUGGGUAUGGGAUCUACACCCAUCUACACACUGGGACCCACCUACCUGGAUGACAAUGUCAAGAAGGAGAACGCUUCGCUGUACCUAGCUAUCAUGUAUGUGAUGGGAGCACUGGGCCCCGCAGCCGGGUACCUGCUGGGAGGAGUCCUCAUCGGCUUCUACGUAGACCCAAAGACUGCCGUCAACAUCGACCAGAGCGAUCCUCGCUUCAUCGGCAACUGGUGGAGCGGGUUUCUGCUGUGCGCCGUGGCCAUGCUGCUGGUCAUAUUCCCUAUGUUCACCUUCCCCAAGAAGCUGCCUCCUCGACACAAGAAGAAGAAGAGGAGGAAAAAGCUGAGCCUGGAUGACCUGUCGAGCGACGACGACGUUCUCAAGGAGAAGAGCAACAACAAGAACCAGACGGUCACCUCGGCCAUGGGCUUCGGGAAGGACAUCAAAGAUUUACCCAAAGCAGCAGUGAGGAUCCUCAGCAACGUCACCUUCCUCUUCGUCAGCCUCUCCUACACCGCAGAGAGCGCCAUCGUCACCGCCUUCAUCACUUUCAUCCCCAAGUUCAUCGAGUCCCAGUUUGGGAUCCCGGCCUCCAACGCCAGCAUCUACACCGGUGUCAUCAUCGUGCCUAGUGCUGGCGUGGGCAUCGUUCUGGGCGGUUACAUCAUUAAGAAGCUGAAGCUGGGAGCUCGAGAGUCGGCCAAGCUGGCCAUGAUCUGCAGCGGCGUGUCCCUGCUCUGCUUCUCCACGCUCUUCAUCGUGGGCUGCGAGAGCAUCAACCUCGGAGGAAUCAACAUUCCCUACACCACCGGACCCACGCUCACCAUGACGCAGAGGAACCUGACAGGAGGCUGUAACGUGAACUGUGGAUGUAAAAUCCACGAAUACGCUCCGGUCUGCGGUUCCGACGGCAUCACGUACUUUAACCCCUGCCUGGCCGGCUGCAACAGCGUGGCCAACGACAGCAACGGGGUCCGUAACUACUCAGGCUGCGCCUGCGUCCAAAGUCGGCAGGUCAUAACGCCGUCGUCCGGCAGCCAAGGCAGCAACCAGCUGCAGCUCGUCAUCGUCAAAACCUACCUAAACGAGAACGGCUACGCCGUGUCAGGGAAGUGCGACCGCACCUGCAACACCCUCAUCCCGUUCCUCAUCUUCCUCUUCAUCGUCACGCUCAUCACCGCCUGCGCGCAGCCCUCCGCCAUCAUCGUCACCCUCAGGUCUGUUGCGGAGCAGGAGCGGCCGUUCGCUCUGGGAAUGCAGUUCGUUCUUCUCAGGACUCUCGCCUACAUCCCGACUCCUAUUUACUUUGGCGCCGUCAUCGACACCACCUGCAUGUUGUGGCAGCAGGACUGCGGCGUGCAUGGCUCCUGCUGGGAGUAUGACGUCACCUCCCUGCGCUUCGUCUACUUUGGCCUGGCCGCCAGCCUCAAGUUCCUCGGCUUCCUCUUCAUCUUCCUCACCUGGUACUCCAUCAAGUACAAGGAGGAGCGGGUGGAGCGAUGGCUGAAGCGCCACCUGUCGCCCGUCGACACCGUGGGGAGCCUCGUCUGCCACCCGGGCGGCCACAAAGGCCACGCCCGCACCCGCUCCUGCCCUGUCAACAUCCCCCGAAGCGACCCCAACGCGCUGCCCGCCAACGCUCUGCCUCGCGCCCUCAACCGCGGCGUCAGCACCCAGAGUUGCCCUGGUAACGAGUUAAAGGCAAUAACUCCUCCUCCUCCUGCAGCUUCCCCUGCAGCUUCACCCGCCCCCACCCCGGCCCGAUCUCUGGAACACGUGCCAGUCCGAGUUUGAACGAGAAGAACCACUAACGCUCCCGUCUGGGUCAAAACCAUCCACCGGAGAACCGGAUUUAGUCAGGAACUCGUUUGGGAACCAGAGUGCUGAAAGCCGUUUAUGUUGUGAUCCAUCAGCUGGUGCAGCGAGCAGACAGAAGCUCUGUGCUCCUCACCCACGUCACCCCGGCAACGUGCCUUCUGUCACCACAGUCCUCACCCCGGAAAAGCCCGCUUCACCCCCCUCCCCUCCUUUAUCAGCUCUAACGGAACGAUAACCUCUAGAAACGUGAUUCUCACUGAUUAAACUGAUUUUAAACUCCUGGAAUUAAUCCAAGUGAACAACGAGUCACUGGGUUAAGCUGCUCGGUGCUCACGGGUCACAUUCCUGCUCUGACGAAGCGACACGCGGGAUCCCCGCUGGUAGUCGGAUUGUUGGGAUGUUGCCGGUUCCAUACAAUGCAUCCAUACAUCGUAGGACUGCCCUCCCUCCCCAUCAAGCAGAUAGGACAUUUUUCAUUCCUGCUCUAACUUUUCAACAGGAUUCCUUCAAAAUCAAAUAAAAAAGUAAACGAAAGAGCUGGAAGGAAAAUCUCAGACGGGGAAUUCUGAGACGGAAAAGCAACUUUUGCGUCUGUGCGACCCAUCGUCUCCUCGUCUUCCUCACCUGUGAGGUGGGGUCAGAAUUUCUGCAUCGCUUGUGACGACGUCGAGCUCAGAAAUCGUGUUUUUGUUUUUCCACAAUUCAGAUAAAAAGAUGAGAAUUAAAAGUGUGAAACGAAGUUUUCACUCAGUGAACUGCUUCAAACACGUCUGAUUCAUCAAAAAUCUGUUUUCACGCAUGAAUCAUUUUUAACAUAAGUCACAAAAUCCACCGUUUGAUGAGCGAAGCGUCACAUCUCUCUUUGAUUUUUGCAUCUAAUUAUUUGGUCAUUUAUAAUUAUUUAAAUCAGGCUGGUUUUUAAAACCCUCUUAGCUAAAGCCGAACUCGUGAUGAAUCAUUCCUGUUACAUUUAUUUGUUUUUAGGUUUAGAAAAAACUCAGAUUAGUCAUAAAACAGACUUUUUUACAGAUGUUCUUGUGCACAGAUACAGCUGCUGGGUGGGUUUUACAUUCAUGCAUCAAAAAUACAAUCAUUUCACUCAGAAUUAAACUUUUUCUGAACCUGAAGUAGAUUUUGAGUUCAUAUAAAUAAAAGCCUAAAUAUCCAAACUUUACUUGAUGUGCAGCUAAUUUCUUUUUAUUCCAGACUCUAAUAUUUGACUUUAAUCUAAAAUUAAUAUUUCUAAACUUUUCUCUUAAAAUUUUAACUUAAAUGACUAUUUAAGGUGUGUUUUAGGUAAAUUAUUACAUUUAAAUUCAUAAAAUGUUUAAAUAUUUAGAUAUUUUAAAAUCCAACACUUUCAACCCUAUAAAGAAAUGUCCUAAAAACAUAUUUUUGUUAUUUAGUUUUUCUGUUUUUAACCCUGGUUCCAUCUUGUUUAUAGUUUUUUGUUUAUCCUAAAACUAACAGGAUCCGUUUUCUUCACUUUACUUUAAAAAUUGACCAAAGCUAAUAAAUACUUUAUGCAUAACCUUUGUUUUUAAGAUUUUGUUAAAAUAUUCAUUUUAACUGUGGCGACUUUUACUUACUUUUCUCUAAACUUAUCCUAUCCUCGGCUGCUGUUAAGGUACUUUCAUCCUAAAAUAAGAGAAUUUCAGACUACAUAAAUCUACAUUUUCAUACUUCAGUUUCACAAAGUGUUACUUUUAUCUUUUUAUUUUAUGGGUUGAGUUGAUUUCUGGUGUUUCUGAGCCGUAAAAACAGGAUUGUUGUGUUUAUUAGAGCUGCUGCACCACAGCUGUUGUUACAAAUCCCUCAUUUGCACUUUCGUGUUGUUAUAUUUUAUUCUGAAUAUCAACUAAACUACUUCUGUCUUUUUAAAGCAGCAGUUAGCUCUCUGGCGACACCUGCUGGACCGACGAGGAACAGCAUGUAGGAAAAGAGACAAAAACAACCAAAAACGUGUUUUUAGGUUUGCACUCUCAGUAUUUUUCAUUUGAGAGACACCUGAAUAAAUCUGCUUUAUCUGUAUGAAACUUCUCUUUAAAAGAACUCGUUUAGUUUUAUUUUCAGCCCUAAAAGCAGAAUCUACACAUAUAAAGUGUUCUGUUCUUGUUUUCUGCAAAUAAAAAGUUUCAGUAGUUAAAAAUGAUUCAAUAAGCAUUUAAAAGAAAUAAAACUACAAGAUUUUUUUGUUUUUAUUAUAAAAACAAAGUUUCUCAACACCGAAGCAGUCUUUCAGUUUAAUAUUUAAUCACAAAAUAAUUAGACUAUCAGACAUUCUAUAAAUAAUAAGUUGUGAAAAUAUUUGCACUUUGAGCUCAGUAUUGAACACGAUUUCUGUUUGUGAUUUGUGUUGAUUUUAAAUGAUUUAGGGCUAAACUGAACCAGUAAAGAUGGUGAAAUCUUCAUAAAUCCUCUGAGGUUUUGUGAAAAUAUUAGUUUAUCAAACACCUUGUUGAAAAGGUUUGACCUGCUGAGUAUUUGCUUGAUUUUCUUUUUAUCUUUAAUCCAAAUGUGAAAAUUUUUCAAAAACAAAACUCAUCGACACUGAUUUCUUGUUCCAUGAAGUUAUUUUUGUUUCUGAAGGAUUGAUUAUUUUUGUCUGAGUUGAGCCAAAUGUUGUGAAACUGGUUAAAAUCUGGUUUCUACUUCCAGACAGACUUCUGCCGUAUGAUUUCAGAGGUUUGAAUCAACUGUUCUGUUUUGGUUCAGAGGAAAUAAAUGAGAUGCUUCUGCUCCUGGACGCAGGUCAGAGGUCACGUUUGUGCUGCAGAGAAAAGCUGAAACAUUGUCAGUGAUUUCCUCGUUUCUGUGUAAAGACAGCAAAGAAUCAAACGUGAUGCAUUUAAUACUAAACACGAUAAAGACAGUAGAAUAAAGUAGAAAACAUUCCAACUUCAUGUCAAACAGAAAUCCUCUUUCGUGUGUCGUUUCAUGCAAUAAUCAUGUGACUGAUUCAGGAUCGGUACGAGCUCCUUCAGGCAGAUUUAGGGUAGCGGUUUACUUUUUGAAAUCAGUAUUAUAUUUAUUUAAAACUGGAAAAGCUGCCCUGAUGGAGGCUAAACAUAGAUUUGUGGUUUACAGCUGCCUUGAGUUCUUGACUUCUGUCAAAUAGAAAAAGUGACAAAAGAAUAAAACUGAGUUACAAAAAG
Messenger RNA from Nothobranchius furzeri (turquoise killifish), 6662 nucleotides. RefSeq names its product solute carrier organic anion transporter family member 5A1. NCBI's taxonomy places the organism in Eukaryota, Metazoa, Chordata, Actinopteri, Cyprinodontiformes, Nothobranchiidae. Gene Ontology annotation, cellular component: plasma membrane. Gene Ontology annotation, biological process: transmembrane transport; sodium-independent organic anion transport. Gene Ontology annotation, molecular function: protein binding. The record is from RefSeq and is a predicted model, not a curated record.